UCUGAAAUUCGUUCCUUUAUAUUCUUCGACCUGGAAACUUCGGGCCUUCACAAAUCAGCAGGCAUUCUCCAGAUUGCCGCUAAGUGCGGCGAGUCCACUUUUUCUGAAUAUGCCAAUCCUUCUCAACCGAUAACACCCAGCGCAACUGCAAUCACGGGCUUGAGAAAUGUCGCUGGAGAAUUAUUUCUGUAUGAUAAAAGACUACCGUCGAUUCCCAUUCAUGAAGUGCUACAGAAAUUCAAAGAGUGGUUAGAUGUUUUUAAACCGUGCAUUCUUGUGGCGCACAAUGCCAAAUUUGACACUCCACGGUUACUGUAUGCUCUCAAAAAAAAUUCGAUGGUAGAAGACUUCAAAAAUAUCAUCGUUGCAUUCGCCGACACUCUCGUAAUUCUAAGGAAGCUUCAUCCUCAAAGGAAAGGUCCCGGAAUGUUCAAACUUUCCAGGCUCGCUGAAGAUCUACUUCAUAUAGAACCGACUACAAAAUUUCACGAAGCAUCAUACGACGUUGAUAUUCUUGAAAAAAUCGCUUCCACUAUUCCAAAAGAAAAAUUAAUUGCGAAUAGCAAAUCUUUCACGGAAUGUUUCGUUCACGAAGCUUGUUUGCAAAAGACAGCGGUACUCGAACGAUCUUUAAAUGUUUUCAAGGGUGUUAUUUCUGCAGGGAUGAUUAAAAAAAUAGCAAGUGCGGGAAUCGACAAUACUAAAAUACAAAAAGUAUAUGCAGAAAGUGGAAGAGACGGUAUAGUACAACCCUAG
Molecule: messenger RNA, 756 nt
Organism: Venturia canescens
Lineage: Eukaryota; Metazoa; Arthropoda; Insecta; Hymenoptera; Ichneumonidae
Product: DNA polymerase III PolC-type-like
Exons: 2
Molecular function (GO): 3'-5' exonuclease activity; nucleic acid binding
Source: RefSeq, a predicted model, not a curated record